CCUGGUCCAGGAAUUGAUUAGAUUACAGACAAUUUGGAGCAGUUGAUAGGUGGUUCAACCACGUCUGGUAGGUUAGUUUCUAGUAAAUCGCCAUCUACAAUGGUUAAGUUGUUGUUAAUAGUGUUUAGCGUAUGCCUCACAGCAUACGCAAAGAGCUCCGAACCUCCCAGAACCGUAGAAUGCGUUAGCGAGCAGGUCGAUGUCUGGGAGUUCCGACCAUAUCCGGCCGACUGCAAUCUGUACAUCAUCUGCAUGAACGGUGUUGGUAUAGUGUUACAAUGUCCAGACGAGCUGUACUUUGACCCGGAAUCGGAGCUUUGCGAUCUGCCGGAGAACGUGGAUUGCGUGGCCGUGACGGACAGUCCACCGGAAACGGAGGAACCACCGACGCCACCUCCUACGGAAGAGCCUGGCUGUAAUGACCGUUGUGUAUUGCAGUCUUCAAUUUGGGGUGGAGAGGUGCCCGACGCCAACGACUGUAGCCGAUUCGUCAACUGCAUGGACAACUGCAAAGGUGCAACCUUAACCUGUCCUGUGGGUUUGUACUUUAACCACCUACUGUCGGUGUGUGAUUUGCCGGAACGAUCCGAGUGCUUGCUGGAAGUGUGCGUCGAUCAACCGAUUGGACUUCUAGCUAGUGUGAACAGUUGUGGACACUUCUUCCUGUGUCAAUCGUCUACUGCAAGAGUUUUUACGUGCAGUCGCAAUGAGAUAUUUUAUCCAGUUCAUGGAUGCCUUCCUGGAGAUCCGGCUCAAUGCGAGCAUCCUCUGCAGUCCCAAAGCAUUCCGGAUGCUCCCAAGGAAGUGCAAGAGAAGUGUGAUUCGCAAGGCAGCAAAUUCAUAAGGCACCCCGAGCGGUGCGAUGUGUUCUACCGAUGCGCCAAGGGACAGUUGUUUGGCCGAAUGUGUCAGCAAGGACUACUGUUUGACGAAACCGUAGGACUUUGCAAUCUAGCCGAUGAGGUCGAUUGUGUUGAGGUGCCAAAAAAAUCUGUCAUCGUUGCUCAAGUGCAAAAAUGUUGCCUUGUGGUCAGUAAUUUCCGAAAUUCAAACCCAUCCACUGGUGCCAAAAUGACUGCAAAAUUGAUGUUAAUUUUCGUAAUAACUAUCCUAGUAUCUCUGGUAAAAGCUCAAAAUUCCUGCGUCGGCCGACCGGAUGGAUCCCACGUGAACGAUUUCACGGCCUGCGAUGGGUUCUUCACGUGUGUCCGUGGCAUGGCCGUCCCGGGCCGUUGUCCGGCUGGGUUCUACUUUCACGAGGAGAAACAAAAGUGUGAUUUUCCGUGGAAUGUGGUGUGCCUUUUGUGUGUUGAUACGGAAGAUGGCGGUGGUGAGGGAUCUGGAGAUGAGCCUGGUCCCGGUCAGAAUCCGGAUGGCCCGAUGAGCUUCCCGAUCCAAGGUGAAUGUCAACGGUACACUUUGUGCAUUAACGGACGAGGCUUCCUGCAGGAGUGCGGAAUUGGGCUGCAGUUCAAUCCGGUGGCCAGGAGUUGUGACUUGGAGGAAAAUGUGCGCUGCGUGCCGAAGAUUUGUCCCAAUCAUAUCAAUCCGAAUGUGGCCACGUUUGUUCCACACCCGCAAGAUUGUGCCAAGUACUACGUGUGUCUGUUUGGGGAUGUCGUUGGAGAUGGUCCUCAGCGUUGCGCUGGAGAUCUGCUGUUUAACCCGGCUACCGGAUGGUGCGAUCUACCUCAAAACGUGGAUUGUGGGAACAAAACUCCUCCCCCGCCGAUUGCCGAGUGUCGACCAGACGAGGUGCACUACAUUCCGUCGAUGGAUUCAUGCUCGAAACACUACAUCUGCUUCCAGGGCACCAAGAUUGGCCCUGUGCAGUGUGCGACGGGGCUCAUCUUUGACAUCGUCACCAUGACCUGUCAGAUCGAAUCGGACCGCACCGAGUGCAUCCUGGACGGAGGGUCGAUGCUGAUGGAUCAGUUUGUGUUUUGAAGUGAAUUUAAUGUUUGAUAUGAUUGUGGUUAAGUACAUUCAUUUUCAAUCCUAAGUGGCAUAAAUAAAAAAGCAAGGAAUUUUUUUUUAUUUAAAUCCACUUAUUUUUGCAAAAUAAA
Culex quinquefasciatus (southern house mosquito) is the source of this 2066-nucleotide messenger RNA. RefSeq lists its product as uncharacterized. The record is from RefSeq and is a predicted model, not a curated record. The transcript has 5 exons. Gene Ontology annotation, molecular function: chitin binding. Lineage: Eukaryota; Metazoa; Arthropoda; Insecta; Diptera; Culicidae. Bases 100 to 1947 code for a protein of 615 amino acids. Gene Ontology annotation, cellular component: extracellular region.